GGAUUCUUUAAAUAAAGUCACCUGGAGUGUGCCUUGGAAUUGGCAACACCAGAGAUGCUGGAAAUCCAAAGCAACAAACUCAAAGUGCUGGAAGAACUCAGCAGUCGGAACAAUCUGGAGCUGAACACGCUCAAGACAAAGGAGAUGAUAGUGGAUUUCAGGAGACAUCCCCCCGUUAUGUCCCCCCUCACAGUCCUCGGCAGCCCUGUGUCCACCGUGGAGAACUUCAGGUUCCUGGGAACCACCAUCUCUCAGGAUCUGAAGUGGGAGCAGAACAUCAGCUUCAUCCUGAAGAAGGCCCAGCAGCGGAUGUACUUCCUGCGGCUCUUGAGUAAAUAUGGUCUGCUUCAGGAAUUGCUGCUGCAGUUCUACACUGCAGUCACUGAGUCUGUCCUGUGCACCUCCAUCACUGUGUGGUUUGGAGCCGCCACCAAGCAGGAUAGAACCAGACUACAGCGCACAGUGAGGACUGCUGAGCGCAUCAUUGGAGCCUCCCUGCCCUCUAUUGUGGACCUGUACUCUUCCAGGUUGAAGAAGAGGGCGGGGAACAUCAUAAAGGUCUCCUUCCAUCCUGCGCACAGACUGUUUGAACUGCUUCCAUCUGGUAGGCGCUUCAGAUCCCUCCAGACUAAGACUAAUAGGCACUGGAGAAGUUUUUUCCCUACUGUGGUCACUUUGCUGAACAGUUAACUGCCGGUUAACUGUCGGCUAACUAUUACUUGGAUUGCACUACCUGUAUGUAUAAUCUAUAUUUUCAUUUAUAUUUAUCAUUAUUAUUGUUAUGAGCAGAGAGACAACAUCUGCCGGAAGUAAAUUCCUUGUAUGUGUACAGGUACUUGGCGAUUAAAGUCUGAUUCUGAUUCUGAACACGGGGAUAUGCUGAAGCCAGACACACAUUCCAGUGCCAUCAUAGAGUGCUCACCAUGUUCAACAGAGCAGGAACACAACAACUCAGAGCACAACAUGAGCACCCUGGGGCAGCACAACGCCUCACAAUACCAGCGACCCAGGUUCAAUUCCCACCGCAUCUGGUGAGGAGUCUGUAUGUCCUACCCAUGGAAUGCCUGGGUUAUCUCCAAGUCACACAGUCCAAAGUCGUAGCGGUUGGUAGGUUAAUUGGUCUUUGUGAAUUGUCACAUGAUUCGCGUGGGCUUAAAUCAGUGGUGGGGGUUGUGGGGGGCGCCUAUCCCAUGCUGUAUCUCAAUAAAUAAAUAAAUAACCAAAACAACCAAAAGAAGCCCCUUUGUCCCCCACUCACCCACCCUCAUACACGGGCAGUCCUCCGACUCACAGCGUGUUAUACAACCAGUUAGAAUGCUCUCCGUCAUACUUCUCUUGAAGUUUGUAUGGACCUAUAGAGCAGCAACUGGAUAGUUAUAAUUAGUCCCACUUCUCUGCUAAUAUCCUUAUUUCCCUUCUAAUCCUUCUGCCAAUGAUUUUCAAUCCUGUCUGAUUUUUGACCCCUCAGCUAAGCGAAACUAUUUACACUACCUAGGCCCCUUGGAAUUUUACAAAGUUCAAUUAGGUUUUGUCUGGUCCAAACAAAAUAAAUCAGGCUUAUCCAAUCUGUUCUCGAAGUUAAAGUUUUCCAGUCACAACAAUAUCCUGCACUGAAGCAUCUUUCCUGUAAUGGAAAGAGAGAACACUGGAACUACUCAGCGGGUCAGGAAGCAUCUAUGGAGAGAGAAACAGUUACCGACUGGACAGCCAGGGUGGAAGUGGUUAAGACAAGGUGGCAUAACUUUAAGGCAUGAUUGGAGGAAAGUAUAGGGGGGGAUGUUAGAAACAAGAGAAAAUCCGCUGGAAAUCCAAACAGAACACACAGAAUGCUGGAGGAACUCAGCAGGCCAGGCAGCAACUUUGGAAAAAAGUACAGUCAACGUUUCGGGCCGAGACUCUUCGGCAGGAUUGAUAUCAGAGUUAAGUUUUUUUAAGUAGUGGACACGUGGAACGUAGUGGCGACAGAUACAUUAGAGACAUUUAAGAGACUCUUUGAUAGGCACACGGAUAUUAGAAAACUGGAGGACUACUGUUAUGUAUUUGUAACUUCAAAACAUUAAACUAGUUUAAAGGAAGAUGCGGGAGUCCGAAAUGUGGGUCUAACUUUGUGUUUAAGCGAAGUGCACACUUAUCACACUUGUGUGAUGACAUAUGCAAUUCACAUAUUUAUACAUAAAACCCAUAAUGAAUUAUUUAAUCAAACAAGAAUACUUAAUCAAACUAUGAUUACUCAAGUAUUAUUGAUACUUAAUCAAACUAUGAUUACUCAAGUAUUAUUGAAAUAUUAAAUACAACAAUUAUGGAGGAUGGAAAAGUUAGAUUGAUCUUGGAGUAGGAUAAAGAUUGAGAUAAUAACUCAUCAGGGGUGAUUGAUAAGUUCAUGGCCUAAUGUAGAAGGAGAUGAGUUAUUAACUUCAAACUUUCUGCAUAAUCACUCAAAGAGUUGAACUGCAUGUGCAUGUAAUGAGAGCUGUAUAAUCUACCUUAGGCCAUGCUGUGGACACUUUCUGGAGGUCCAAGAUCUGUAUGCUCCAUGACUGCCGGACUAAGUGUGUAAAUGUAGGAAGAGACUAUGUUGAAAAAUAAAUGUGUUAGGUUUUCUAAAAUUGACUCCUUCUACUUUGGGCCAUGAACUUAUCAAUUACCCCUUGUACAUGAUUCACUAGAAGUGCAGUCACAGGUAGACAAGGCAGUGAAGAGGACGUUUGGCACGCUGGCCUUCAUCAGUCAAGGGACUGAGUACAGGAUUUGGUACGAGGCUGCACCAGGAGUCCUCUGUACAGUUCGAGCUACCCUGUUACAGGAAAGAUGUCAUUAACUUGGGAAGAAUGCAGAUUGAGAUUUACAAGAAUAUUGCCAGGUCUGCAGAGCUUUUAGGAAGAGUUUUGGACAGGCUAAGACUUUAUUCCUUGUACCAUUGUAUUUGAACUUGUAUUCCUUUAUCUCCUUGUAGGAGAUGGACUGGUGACCUUAUUGAAGCACAUAAGUUCAUGACGGGUACAGAUAGAAUGAAUAUAUAUAGUCUUAUUCCUAGGAAAAAGGAACCAAAAGCCACAGGUUUAAGGUGAGAGGGGAAAGAUUUCAAAGGGACCUGAGGGGGCAACUUCUUUUCACAGGUAGAGAGUGUUUGGAAUGAGAUGCUACAUGAAAUCCUUGAGGCAGGAGGCAGGACAUGGGCCAAAUGUGGGUAAAUGGGACCAGCUCAGGUCAACAUCUUGGGUGUGCUGACAAGUUGUGCCAAAAGAGCUGUUUCUGCAGGUCGUAGAUUAUGACGGAACUUUGACAGAAUGCAUGCUGGGCUGAGAAGUGGCAGAUGGAGUUCAAUCCGAAAUAUUAUGAAGUGAUUCAGUUUGACACCAAUCGAAUGGACAGCCAGAGACUUUUUCCCAGGGUGGAAAUGGCUAAUAUAAGGGGGCAUAACUUUAAGUUAUUUGUAGGAAAGUAUAGCAGGAAUAUCAGAGGUAGUGUUUUACACAGAGAGUGGUGGGUGCGUGGAAUGUAGCUGCCAGAGGUAGUGGUAGAGGCAGACACAUUGGGAAGAUUAUAGAGACUCUUAGAUAGGCACGUGGAUCAUAGGAAAAUGGAGGGCUAUGGAGGAGAGAGGAGUAGAUUGAUCUUAGAAUAGAGUCAAAGGGUUGGCACAACAUUGUGGACUGAAGGACCAGUACUGUGUGGUACUGUUCGAUGUUCUGUGAUGUGUUACUCUAAGUCUCUAUGAAACACCAAUAUCAACAAAUAAAAAAGGAACAUUGAGAG
Molecule: messenger RNA, 3756 nt
Organism: Hypanus sabinus (Atlantic stingray)
Lineage: Eukaryota; Metazoa; Chordata; Chondrichthyes; Myliobatiformes; Dasyatidae
Exons: 2
Coding region: 55-690 (211 amino acids)
Molecular function (GO): methyltransferase activity; 2-oxoglutarate-dependent dioxygenase activity
Source: RefSeq, a predicted model, not a curated record